AUGUCUUUUGAUGAACGUGAUAAAAUAAUUAUAACAAUAAUAUGUGGUAUUGUUAGUUUUAUAUUUAUUGUAAUUAUAAUUUGUUUUUUACUUCGAUUAAUUAUUCGUUAUUAUCGUUCAAAAUCUAAACAUAUGAAUUCAAAUGAAGAAAAUAAUCCAUCGCCUAUAUCAACAUAUCAUCGACAACAAUAUCAACGAUCACAGAAACAUCCAUCAACAAAAUUAAUUACGACGGCAAAUCAUAAUAUUAAAAAAAAUCGUAAACGAAGAUUAAAUACAAAUGAAUCAGUCAUAACAUUAUCAUUUGAUCCACCACAUUUAAUUAAUCAAAAUGUUAAAAAUUUAGAAAAAUUACUUAAUAAUGAAUCAACAUUAACAGCUAAUUCAUGGCAUUAUGAAGAAACAUUUCCAACAAAAAACUGUUAUUAUAAAAAUGCAUCAAAUGAACCUGUUUAUGCCUCAUCAUCAACUGUAUUAACCUCCAUAUCUAAUUCAGCACUUGCACCUCAACAAAAUAUGUCUCCAAAUAUACAUUUCGUAAAUGAACUUGAUCAUGUAUUACGUUUAAAACAAGAAGAACGUACAAAACAUCGUUUAAAACAUUCUCAAAGUUGUCGACAAACAAGUGAUUUAUUACCAUUCGAUUAUUAUCGUUCGAUAUCACCACCAUCAACAAUAACAGGAACAAGUUCAAGUAAUAAUAAUUCACUUGAACCUAUUUAUAUAUCAACAAAUAAAUAUUCUAAUACAACAUUAGCACGUAAAGCUCAAUUAGCACAAUUAAGAGAUGAUACAGCUAUUUUAUAUUAA
Molecule: messenger RNA, 810 nt
Organism: Adineta steineri
Lineage: Eukaryota; Metazoa; Rotifera; Eurotatoria; Adinetida; Adinetidae
Source: the annotation of a GenBank genome assembly